AUGCCAGUCACCCAAUACUCUCAGAUCAAGCCCGGUCUUCUGGUUUCAAUAGUUCUGAAAGCCGACCAACGAACCGGCCGGCAAGUCCAAGGCACAGUCUCGCAACUUCUCACUCGCCACAACCAUCCUCGAGGCAUCAAAGUCAAACUCACCGACGGCCGUGUUGGUCGAGUACAGCAGAUCCUCCCUCAAAACCAAAACUCAAACUCUCGCCAGCAGCGCAUCAUGGAGUCCAACAAUCCCUGGGCCGACGCUUCGAGCCAGAACACCUCCAACGCCGGUCAACCUGCCCAAGGUUCGAGGCAGCAAUCAUAUCCUCCACAGACACAAUUCUCUCCCUACUCCUCUUCUCAACAGCACUCCCAACCUCAGCAACAGUCAGCGGCCCAUGCCCCUUCGCAGGGCGUCCGUCGGACAGAUACCGAUCAGCUAUUGGCGCAGCAGGAGGAUCGAGCAGCCCAGGUUGAGCACAUGCAACAAUUUGAAGCCAAUGCGCCACAGAGCGAAGGUGACAGGAUUCAAGCACAACUGCAAAAGGAAUUCCCCAAUAUCGACAGCAGUUUGAUUGCUGCGAUAUACAACGAAAGGCCGGGGAACUUGCCCGAGGUUCGGGAGAUGUUGCAGGAGUUGAACACGAAUUGA
This is a messenger RNA of Exophiala dermatitidis NIH/UT8656, 642 nucleotides long. RefSeq lists its product as uncharacterized. Bases 1 to 642 code for a protein of 213 amino acids. NCBI's taxonomy places the organism in Eukaryota, Fungi, Ascomycota, Eurotiomycetes, Chaetothyriales, Herpotrichiellaceae. The transcript has a single exon. The record is from RefSeq and is a predicted model, not a curated record.